GACGGAAUGUGAGCAGCGAGCUCCAGUCCAGGAUUCUCCUCCCAGAGACCGUUAUGGAGCCCGUUGACUUGCACUGAAAACAGCUUUUCUUUUUAUACACAGCUGCCAACGUAAACGUGAACGACGUGGAUACCGAGUCCACUUUGGCCACACUAACGACCUAGCGACCGAUCUCCACUUCACUUCCGCGCUACCUUGGCGCUAACAUGGUGAUCUCCGUCCUGUGGGGCUGGACCGCCCCGGUCCUGGUGGUUCUCCUUGUUCUGCUUUCGAUCGCGUUUCUCUCUUACUGCGUGUACCUCAAAUACAUCCACAUGAAGUACGAUCACAUCCCCGGGCCGCCGAGAGACAAUUUCUUCCUCGGACAUUCACCCACGCUUCUGAGGGCCAUGAACGGUGACGGAGUGAUCCACGAUAAGUUCCAGGAGUGGUCAGAGACGUACGGGCCUGUUUACAGGAUCAAUAUCCUUCACUACGUUAAUCUCGGUGUCACCUGUCAGGAAGCCACCAAGGAAAUCCUCAUGUCCCCCAAGUACCCCAAAAAUAGGAUGGUCUACACGAAACUCUUCAACCUGUUUGGUCAAAGGUUCUUUGGCAACGGCUUGUUAGUAGCACAGCACCAUGAGCAGUGGUACAAACAGCGGCGGAUCAUGGACCCUGCGUUCAGCAGCUUGUAUCUGCGAGGUCUAAUGGGCACCUUCGAUGAGAGGGCAGAGAAACUGAUGAACAGCUUCACGGAUGCUGCUGACAGUAACACUGAGGCCAACAUGCUCACCCUGUUCAACUGUGUUACUCUGGACGUUAUUGCUAAGAUUGGUUUCGGUGUGGAGUUGGAACUGCUGCAUAAUACUUCACCCUUCCCUAAAGCCAUCGAGACAUGUCUAAAAGGGAUGAUUCACAAUCUCAGAGACACCUUUUUUGAGUUUAACCCAAAGAACAGAUCGUUCAUUAAAGAAGUGAGGGAAGCGUGCCGCCUGCUGCGCACAACCGGAGCUCGGUGGUUAAAUGAAAGAAGGAACGCCAUUAAAAUGGGCGAUGACAUCCCCAGGGACAUCCUCACGCACAUCCUCAAAGCUACUGGCCAAGAGGAAAGCGCUACUAAAGAAGAGGAGGAGACCAUGUUGGACAAUUUUAUAACAUUCUUCAUCGCUGGCCAAGAAACAACAGCUAAUCAACUCGGUUUUUGCGUCAUGGAGCUGGCAAGACAUCCGGAUAUAUUGGAGAAGGUGAGGAAGGAGGUGGAUGAUGUCAUUGGGAUGAGACAGGACAUAAGCUAUGAGAACCUGGGGAACCUUACCUACCUCUCACAGGUGCUGAAGGAGACUCUGAGGAUCUAUCCGACAGCUCCAGGCACAUCGCGUGAUGUACUUGAAGACAUGGUCAUAGACGGCAUCCACAUACCUGCAGGAUUCACCUGUAUGUUCAGUACCUAUGUGACUGGGAGAAUGGAGAAGUUCUUCAAGGACCCACUGAAAUUUGAUCCAGACAGAUUUCACCCAGAUGCCACUAAGCCUUAUUACUGCUACUACCCUUUUGCCCUUGGUCCGCGCUCGUGCCUCGGCCAGAACUUUGCUCAGAUGGAGGCUAAAGUGGUGAUGGCCAAGCUGAUCCAGAGGUUUGAUUUCACCCUCGCCCCUGGAGAGACCUUUAAAAUAUUGGACACUGGCACACUCAGACCAAAGAGCGGAGUGGUGUGCUCUAUCAGACACAGGAAUUAUAACGAGAAGAAUGAACACACAGUAGCAUAGGAAGAAAACACAAUGGUCUCUGGGCAGAAAUUAGGUUGUUGGGUUACUCAGGUAAUAGUUUUCUAACUUUUUAAUGCUGCCAGAUUGUUUCAUUACUUUCUGAAUUAUGAGAAGGCUGUAAUGAUCCUGAUUAUUGUUAUUUCUUACAGUAAUGGAGAUAUGGGGAAACAAAUAGGGUUACAGGGCUACAGUAUAAUCUGUACUUCUAUUUGCUUGAACUAACAUUUAAAUUUUGUGUAUUUGCUCUUACUUUAACACAAUAUAAAAUACGAAAAUGAUUAUGGGGGAGAUUCCAUAGACAUAUCUAUCAGUGUUUUCUGUCUGCGGAUAUGAUAAACCUUUAUUUUAUAAAAUAAAUAAUGCAGUUUAAACAAUGCGGGGAAAAAAAUAAUAUAUAUACAUAUAUGUUUACGUUUUAUGUACAUUUUAUGCAAACUUGUUUAUUAUCUUUGUCAUAAGGGUUUGAUAAUGAAAUAAAUAUACGACUAGCAGAAAUUUAAAAUCAAAUAUUUUAUCAAGGCCUUCAAAAAUCCACAUAUCGGUCUGGUUCUUUUUUGUAAAGGCUGUGUGGCAAACAUGCAGAGUGAAGGUGCUGUGGUCGUGUGUCCUAUGCUUGUGUGCUGGAAAACAAAGCACAGUCAAUUCCUAAAAACUCACCUUUCAAAGCAGUGCUUACAAAUUGCCACUGCUGAUUUCCCAUGGUAUUUUUUAUGGUAUGUGGAUUAAAAAUGAUUUUGGAGAAACAUGAAAACCA
This is a messenger RNA of Limanda limanda (common dab), 2502 nucleotides long. RefSeq names its product cholesterol 24-hydroxylase-like. The transcript is spliced from 15 exons. Bases 207 to 1748 code for a protein of 513 amino acids. The record is from RefSeq and is a predicted model, not a curated record. Lineage: Eukaryota; Metazoa; Chordata; Actinopteri; Pleuronectiformes; Pleuronectidae. Gene Ontology annotation, biological process: cholesterol catabolic process. Gene Ontology annotation, molecular function: cholesterol 24-hydroxylase activity; heme binding; iron ion binding.